UUUCCCACAGUGCAGCGGUAUGUAACUGAUUGCGCAGUUGUCGGCAGCGCGCUUCAGUCGCACAGUUACCAGCUUUACUCAUAGGGACGUUGAAUGACUUUGUGUUCCAGUGUUUGAGUGUAAAGAAAGUUGCCUCUUUCAGAAAAGACGCACGUUUUUCGCGGACUGAUGGAGGCUCUCAUUCCUGUCAUCAACAAACUGCAGGAUGUGUUUAACACAGUUGGUGCAGAUAUCAUUCAUCUGCCACAGAUAGUGGUGGUAGGAACACAGAGCAGUGGGAAGAGUUCUGUUUUAGAGAGCUUGGUGGGCCGAGACAUUCUGCCACGAGGCACUGGUGUCGUCACACGCCGACCCCUUAUCCUACAGCUAGUGCACAUUGAACCAGAGGACCGCAAGAAAACCAAUGAAGAGAAUGGCAUUGAUGGAGAGGAGUGGGGCAAAUUUCUACACACUAAAAACAAGAUCUACACAGAAUUUGAAGCAAUCAGGCAAGAAAUUGAAGCUGAAACUGAUAGAGUUUCUGGUAGUAACAAGGGCAUUAGUGACGAACCCAUUCACUUGAAAAUCUUCUCACCGCAUGUGGUGAAUCUCACGUUGGUGGAUCUUCCUGGCAUUACCAAGGUUCCUGUUGGAGACCAGCCCAAAGACAUUGAGGUCCAGAUCAGAGAUCUGAUCCUGAAGUACAUCUCCAACCCUAACUCCAUCAUCCUGGCUGUGACUGCUGCCAACACGGACAUGGCGACGUCUGAAGCCCUCAAAGUAGCUCGGGAGGUUGAUCCCGACGGGAGGAGGACGCUGGCAGUGGUGACCAAGCUGGACCUUAUGGAUGCUGGUACGGAUGCCAUGGACAUAUUAAUGGGCAGAGUCAUUCCGGUUAAACUGGGCAUCAUAGGAGUAGUGAACAGGAGUCAGUUAGACAUCAAUCAAAAAAAAUCGGUAGCAGAUGCUGUUCGCGAUGAAUUUGCUUUUCUGCAAAAGAAGUACCCGUCACUCUCCAACAGAAAUGGAACUAAAUACCUGGCCAGAACAUUGAACAGACUUCUGAUGCACCACAUCAGAGACUGUCUUCCUGAACUAAAGACACGGAUCAACGUUCUGGCCGCACAAUAUCAGUCUCUGCUGAACAGUUAUGGAGAGCCCGUGGAUGACAAGAGUUCCACGUUGCUGCAGCUUAUCACCAAGUUUGCUGCAGAGUACUGUCACACCAUAGAGGGCACGGCCAAAUACAUAGAGACAACUGAGUUAUGCGGUGGAGCACGAAUCUGUUAUAUAUUUCACGAGACCUUUGGACGAACUCUGGAGUCUGUCGACGCUCUGGGAGGACUGACGACCAUCGAUGUGCUCACGGCGAUCCGAAAUGCUACGGGCCCUAGACCUGCACUGUUUGUGCCGGAGGUGUCGUUUGAGCUGCUGGUGAAACGACAGGUCAAACGUCUGGAAGAUCCCAGUCUUCGAUGUGUGGAGCUGGUUCAUGAGGAGAUGCAGAGGAUCAUCCAGCACUGCAGCACCUACAGCACUCAGGAGUUGCUGAGGUUUCCAAAGCUCCACGAUGCCAUAGUAGAAGUGGUCACCUCAUUACUUAGAAGGAGGCUCCCUGUCACCAAUGAAAUGGUCCACAACCUUGUUGCCAUCGAACUGGCUUAUAUCAACACAAAACACCCAGACUUUGCUGAUGCCUGUGGUCUAAUGAACAACAACAUUGAAGAGCAAAGACGUGGCCGAAUGAAGGAUCUGCCCUCUGCUGUGCCCAGAGACAAGGUAGAGUCUGUCCAUUGUCACUGUCACGGUCACUGCUUUUUCGCAUGACUGAUAUUUUAGCUUCAGCUCCACAACUUUCUUCUUUUUCCAUCCGCUCUUUUCUGUCUCAUUUCCAAGGUGUAGCCCAUUAGAAUUGCCUGACCACCUGUAACUCCCUAUCGUCAAGCCACUGCCUACUGUGUCUUGCACUUGCUAGUUACUUUUUUUUUUUUAAAAACAUCAAAUACAUGAUGUUUGUAGGGCGAC
Molecule: messenger RNA, 2004 nt
Organism: Cynoglossus semilaevis (tongue sole)
Lineage: Eukaryota; Metazoa; Chordata; Actinopteri; Pleuronectiformes; Cynoglossidae
Gene: dnm1l
Product: dynamin 1-like
Exons: 14
Coding region: 169-1806 (545 amino acids)
Biological process (GO): mitochondrial fragmentation involved in apoptotic process; intracellular distribution of mitochondria; peroxisome fission
Cellular component (GO): mitochondrion; membrane; microtubule
Molecular function (GO): GTPase activity; GTP binding; microtubule binding
Source: RefSeq, a predicted model, not a curated record